Molecule: messenger RNA, 977 nt
Organism: Pseudonaja textilis
Lineage: Eukaryota; Metazoa; Chordata; Lepidosauria; Squamata; Elapidae
Product: phospholipase A2 inhibitor NAI-like
Cellular component (GO): extracellular region
Molecular function (GO): phospholipase inhibitor activity
Source: RefSeq, a predicted model, not a curated record
UUUAGAGCUCAAGGUCAGCAUGAUUCAAAUCUGUUAAACAAUUUCUCCUUGUUUAGUAAUGGAAAUUCGAGUCCUCAUUUUGACUGUACCUUUCACCUGAAGAAUUUACUACCAUGCAGAAAAGGUUUCUGGACAUGCACUCUCAUGGUGGAAUAACCAAGACCGUCCAAUCUUUGCUGCAAAUCUUCUUGUUCUUUGAUUUUCUAAAGACAGUUGCCACUCUGGAGUGUGAAGUAUGUUCUGACAUUGGCACCAACUGUACUGGCAAUAUGAAGACCUGUGAGCCUGAACAAGAAACAUGUGUCAUCGUUUUAAUUCAUAACACUCUAACAGGCAAAGUGUUGCAGACCGUGGCCCAGGGCUGUGAAUCCAGUGUAGUCUGUGAUGCUCCGAAAACCCACUUGAACAUGGGGAACGGGAAAAUCCUUCAAGGAAAUUUGGUUUGUUGCACUGGGGAUGCUUGUAAAACAACCGUCCCUUCAUUACCUUCAGUAGAGACUAACACCAAUGGAAAGCGUUGCCCUGCCUGCUUUUCUGAAACAGGUACAUGCAAGGAAGAAUUUACAAACUGUACCGGGGAUGAAAAUUACUGCUUCCAUCUCUUCAUGCGUUCCUAUGGAGAUGGGGUGCUCUGGGACACAAUCAUGAAAGGCUGCACCACUAAGUCAACAUGCCGUUACAUCAGCGACGGGGACUUGUUCAUCCUUCAACGUCGCAACACAGUGAUUAUAACAGCCUCGUGUUUGGUGGCUGCUUCGAAGAGGCUUUACUCUUGCCAAUUCCACCUGCUGUAUUUUGCUGGGUUCCUUUUCUUUCUCGGGACCUUUCUCUAAAAGUCAUUUGUUAUGGGGCUGCAUCAGCUCUGCAAUUGAAGCAGUUAUUAUCUAUUUAGGUUUCCUUUUCGCCUUUGUAAUGUCAUGAAUUUCCCUCUUGGCAUUGGCUCUCUGUUUUCUUCUGUAAAAAAAUAAAUGACAUAU